CAUGAAAAAGACAAAAUACUUGUUAUAGUUUUCUAUAAAAGAAGCUAAACAUUAAGAGGAUAAGAAGAUUGAGUUAGAAGCCAUGAAUAAUGUAGAAAAAGAAAUACAUAAGUUCGAGAACAGUGAGUAAAUUUAUAUCAUAAGUAGUGUAUGGAAAAUGAAGCCUCUCAAGAUUAUUCAAAAAAUAGCUAUUUUUAUCACAAAAAUGAAACACUUUUCGCCUAUUUAUAGAUUUAAGAUUUUGAAUAAGAAUAUAUUUUAUCUAAUAAGGGAUCGAACUAGUUCAUUUUAAUAUUACUUAUAUAGUCGUCUGUUAGAAAAUCAGCCUACAAGGGUAUUCAUUUUUAUAAGAUAUAGUUUGGUUAAAUGAAGUAUGAAGGCAAAUUAACGAAUGCUAUCUGGUGGAGAAUAUGGUCAUUUCUUAAAAGUAAUCAAACUGUUUUAUUACCUGCUGACAAAUUUUUAUUUGUAUGGGAUGUCAUCUUAAUGUUUGUGACUAUUGUGAAUAUUUUGUAUGUUCCCUUAUAGUUGUCAUUCGAUUUGAAUAAAGAAGAAAUCGGAAAUGCUUACCUCUUGUUUAGUACUAUUCCAAGUUGCAUAUUUUUAAUCGAAUUAAUCUUGAACUUUUUUAAAGGUUAUUAUGUAAGAGGAAUAUUACAUACAUCUAAACGUGACAUUUUUUGGCAUUAUGUGAAAGGUGAGUUUCUAAUUGAUCUCACUGUUGUAUUGCCAUUCAUACUAUCAUGGUUCGGAUAUUCAUUUUCCAAUUAUUUAAUGUUGAUACGUAUGACAAAGGUAAGAAGAACUAUGAUAGUCAUAGAGGAGAUAUCUAAUUUUAAAGAAAAAACAGCAGUAAUAUAUUCCUUAUUUUGUUUGAUUUAUUCUCUUUUACUUAUAUCUCAUUUUUGUGCUUGUUUAUUUCAUUACUUUGCCAUUCUUGAAGUAGACAAUGGAUAUUCACAUACUUGGCUUCAUUAAUAAGGAAUAUAUGAAGCAGAUGCAUAUGUAAAAUACUUUACUUCAUUAUAUUGGGUAACAAUAACUUCAAUGACUGUGGGAUAUGGAGAUAUUGUACCUGUUACUACUCCUGAAAAAAUCUUAGUCACUUUUUUAACAUUUUUAGUAGUUGGUACAUUUGGAUAUGCCUUAGGAAUGAUUCAAAGUAUUUUCUAUAAAUUAGCUGAAUAAUAAAAUCUUAAUAAUGCUAAACUUAGAUUAGUAAGUAAUCAUAUAAAAUAGAGAGGAUUAAAUACAUAAUUAUAAUUUAGAGUUAGAAAAUAUAUUGAAUAUUAUUUAUAAUUUAAAUAAGAAGAAGAAUUAGAUUUGGAUGAAUUGAUGGGUUAAUUAAAUCCAAAAUUAAAAUAAGAAGUUUAAAUAGCAAUGUAUUAUAGUUAUUUUAAGAAUUCGAAAUUAUUAGGUUCAAAUCUUUCAGAAGAAAUACUAAAGAAAUUGUGUUUUUGUGUUCAUGAAAAAACUUAUGCUCCUGAAGAAUUUAUUAUUAAAAAAGAUGAUCAUCCUGAUAAACUUUAUAUUGUAUUAUCAGGAAGAAUCAAAUCAGUAUUAUUAGAUAGGACAAUUAAGAGAUAUAUAAGUGGUAAACUAGUUUGUGAAAGAGAGUUUUUCUUUUAAGAUUAAAUGUAAUUUGACAUAGUAGCCUAAACAUUUGUAUAAGUAGCUUAUAUCAAUUAAACUGAUUUUUUGAAUAUUCUGUAAAAAGACACAAGAUAGUAUGAAAAAUAUAGACUUAUUUUGGAUGGAACUUAAUAUGGAGACAAUAAUAAUCAAAUAAUUUGUGAGGCAUGUUCUAGUCAUCAUUAAUUUAAACAUUGUCCACUUGUAUUCUUUAGAAAAAAUAUGAAUAAAGUGAUUUCCAUUUACAAUAGUAGUAUUGAUCAUGAAAGGUAAAUGUAUAUUAGACAGAGAAAGAAAAGAAGAUUUAAUUCUUUAAUGAUUAAAGAGAGAGCUUUAGAAUAAAUUCUAGAGUAGAAUAAAUCAAUUGGUGUUGUUGAUAACAAAUUUCUAAUUAGAUUAGGUUUACAAAGAAAUGAUGAAGAUGAAGAAUCAUAUCCUGAUUAGACUGUAGUAUAACAUUCUUAAUAACCUUUAUAAAAUCAGUCAGAACAAAGAUUCGUAUUUAAAAAUAGAAUUGCAAGGUAAGUAAGUCAUAGAUGUUUACUUGUACCUACAACUUCUUGUAAUAAUUUGUAAGAAAAUUAAGAGGAUAAUUAAACUUAAAUGGUUAAUGGAGAAGCAAAUAUUGAUAAAGUGGAGGAAUACGAUUAUUAUUAUCCUCAUUAUAAUAUUACAAAAGUGAUUAAGUUGAUUAAUAAUUAUAAUAUAUAUUCUAGAGUCUUGGAUAAAAUAAGAGGUCAUAAAAAUAGAUUUGCUCAAUAUAUUGCUAGGCAGAUAAUGUAUAAAAUUUUAUGA
Messenger RNA from Paramecium pentaurelia, 2427 nucleotides. The record is from the annotation of a GenBank genome assembly. NCBI's taxonomy places the organism in Eukaryota, Ciliophora, Oligohymenophorea, Peniculida, Parameciidae.